This is a messenger RNA of Rhinopithecus roxellana (golden snub-nosed monkey), 2000 nucleotides long. It is a transcript of the gene GUCA1B, whose product is annotated as guanylate cyclase activator 1B. The record is from RefSeq and is a predicted model, not a curated record. Gene Ontology annotation, biological process: visual perception. Lineage: Eukaryota; Metazoa; Chordata; Mammalia; Primates; Cercopithecidae. Gene Ontology annotation, molecular function: calcium sensitive guanylate cyclase activator activity; calcium ion binding. The transcript is spliced from 4 exons. Bases 190 to 792 code for a protein of 200 amino acids. Gene Ontology annotation, cellular component: cone photoreceptor outer segment; photoreceptor inner segment.
UGGCCUGGGCCCACCUCCCUUACCACCUGCCCCCUGCACUGACAAUCAUGUUCAGUCAUCCAGGAGAUGAUGGAGAGGCUGGUCAGGCCUCCUGGAAAGGGAGGAAGAGGGCCCUAGCUGGAGAGAUUCAUCAGCAGAAGCCAGGGAGGAGACACAGACCCUUGCUCCCUGACACUCCUCAGGGCCAGCAUGGGGCAGGAGUUUAGCUGGGAGGAGGCAGAGGCAGCUGGCGAGAUAGAUGUGGCAGAGCUCCAGGAGUGGUACAAGAAGUUUGUGAUGGAGUGCCCCAGCGGCACACUCUUUAUGCAUGAGUUUAAACGCUUCUUCAAGGUCACAGACGAUGAGGAGGCCUCCCAGUACGUAGAGGGCAUGUUCCGAGCCUUCGACAAGAAUGGGGACAACACCAUUGACUUCCUGGAGUACGUGGCAGCCCUGAAUCUCGUGCUGAGAGGCACCCUGGAGCACAAGCUGAAGUGGACCUUCAAGAUUUAUGAUAAGGAUGGCAAUGGCUGCAUCGACCGCCUGGAGCUACUCAACAUUGUGGAGGGAAUUUACCAGCUGAAGAAAGCCUGCCGGCGAGAGCUACAAACUGAGCAAGGCCAGCUGCUCACGCCCGAGGAGGUCGUAGACAGGAUCUUCCUCCUGGUGGAUGAGAAUGGAGAUGGCCAGCUGUCUCUGAACGAGUUUGUUGAAGGUGCCCGUCGGGACAAAUGGGUGAUGAAGAUGCUGCAGAUGGACAUGAAUCCCAGCAGCUGGCUCGCUCAGCAGAGACGGAAAAGUGCCAUGUUCUGAGGGGUCUGGGGCCCCUGCAUGACUCCAGGCUCACCCAGGUUUCCAGGGUAGUGGAAGGGUCCCUGGCUCAGCCUGCUCAUGCCCACUCUUCCCCUGGUGUGGACUUCCUGGCACCCCCUGUGCAGGGCUGAGUGGGGAUGGGGAAGGGCUGCUGGGUCUGAAGUGGCCAACAGGGCAUAGUCCAUUUUGGAGGAUUCCCUGGGAUGGUGAAGGGAACUGGGUUACUUUUCCCAUUCAGCUGUUCCCGGGAGAAGUAUGCCUUGGCUUGGUGGUUGUGGGGUUCCCACGGUUUCUAGGUGUUCUCAGUUGGAAGCAGGAGCCAACUGAGGGGUGAGGGUCCCACAGACCAAAUCAGAAAUGAGAACACAAAGACUGGUAGGAGGCAGGCGUGGUAGGGUAUUGAGACUGAAGAAAAGGCAGGAGUGUUGGGAAGCAGGGGGCGGCAAUAAUUUUCCAACUUCCAGGAUGCUGAGGGGCGUUAAUGGGGAGGAAUCUGGCCUUCUCCCGAAGGCAUCCUCACCAGUGGUGUCAACAGGAAAAAUGGAAGCAAAUACGCUGCAGGCUGUAGUCUUUCUGCCUUUGGAAGGGUCAGCUGUGCUUAAAGGGGCUGUUUCAGCUCUGCCUGGGCGCUGCUCCGGGACCCCCUGCUGCCAACCCACCAUUCCCCCAACAAUCCUCCCUUUCCAUCCACGUCCCCCACUAUGGACCUUCCACAACUCCCAGCCAUAAGCCGAAUGUUUCUCUUUAAAGGAUGGAGAAAACUUCUGUCUGUCUCUGGCAAGAAUUGGGGGCCUGCCGACUGGGGUUCAUGGGCCGGACUUUGCUUCUAAUAGCUGUGUGACCCAAGACAGCCACUUCUCCUCCCUAACCUCGGUUAUGUCUCAGCGGCACAGUGAGCAGGUCGGACUAGGCGAGCAGUUUGGAUUAUUAUAUUUUUAGAUGUGGAAUUAUUUUUUGUUAUAUAAACUCUUAUGUGUAACUCCAGUAUAGAAACUAGAUUAAAAGGGAGUCUCUCUGGUUGAAAGGGGGUCUGAGUACCCUCUGGAACUGGAGGCACCUCUGAAAAAAGCAAACUGAAAACCAGCGCCCUGGGUCACUGUUACUCCUAUAAGACAGUUUAAAGUGAGACCUGGAAAAACAUUUGCUUUAUCUUGAAUAGAUAGGUUGUUAUGUUGGUGUAUAAAAAAUAAAACCAACUAUUAAACCUG